Molecule: messenger RNA, 1209 nt
Organism: Zerene cesonia (dogface butterfly)
Lineage: Eukaryota; Metazoa; Arthropoda; Insecta; Lepidoptera; Pieridae
Product: odorant receptor 4-like
Exons: 9
Coding region: 1-1209 (402 amino acids)
Biological process (GO): detection of chemical stimulus involved in sensory perception of smell; sensory perception of smell
Cellular component (GO): plasma membrane
Molecular function (GO): odorant binding; olfactory receptor activity
Source: RefSeq, a predicted model, not a curated record
AUGGUCAGCGGUAAUUUUGAUAAAAUCGCUGCUAUAAAUGAAAUAAAUAAAACGUUGAAAUUAUGCGAUUUCUGUACAAAAAAUAUUGGCCUAUCCUUCUUACAAGGGUCUGAUAAAAAAUUAUUAGGUACAGUGUGGAGGAACGCAUGGUUUUCAUUUUCAGCAAUGGUUUUGUUAUUGAUGGUUGCUGGAGAAAUAAAUUAUGUACUUGAAAAAUUGAUAAAAUCAUCUUCAGUGGUAGAGUUUGUAUCAGGAGUACAUAUAGCAGGCUAUGACACUAUGAGUUUUGGCAAAUUGCUGACGAUCUGGUACAAGAAGGAAGCUUUCAAGCACCUUCUGAUUGAACUGGCCGAUAUCUGGCCGAUGUCCGCGCACGAUAAGGAGGCCACUGAAAUAAAACGCAAAAAAAUUUCGCGUUUACGCAGUGGUCAAUUUUUGUAUGCAUUUUGGAACAUACUGGGAUUAUGGCUGUACAAUCUAACACCAAUUGCUGUCUAUCUUUAUCGCAGAGUUAAAGGCAUGCCAGCUUAUUUGGAUUAUAUAUGGCAUUUGUCUUAUCCCUUUGAUAAAACUCAACCCGUAUAUCACGAAAUUGUCUUUGUCUUUGAGUUGUAUGGAGGAGUUGUAUCCGUCUGGUCAAUGCUUGGCUCGGAUAUAUUAUUUAUGACCAUGUCCAGCCAUAUUAGCAUGCUUUUGCAAUUACUGCAAUUGAAAAUCCGUCGAUUGUCGUUCCAGACGGACAAGAGUCAUUAUCAAGACAUUGUGGCUGUUGUUAAAAUACACCAAAAGCUUAUAAAGUACGGAAAUGAUUUAGAAGAAGCAUUCUCGUUGGUUAAUUUAAUUAACGUUCUUUUGAGUUCCGUCAAUAUUUGCUGCGUUGUUUUUAAUAUCUUACUAGAUCCAUGGAUGGCAAUGAGUAACAAAUUCUUUUUGGGCGCUGCUUUGACACAAGUUGGUAUACUCUGCUGGUAUGCGGAUGACAUUUGUACCUCUAGCGCAGGUGUAGCCGAUGCUGUAUAUGAGAGUGGAUGGUACAAUAGUGACAUUCGGUGCCGUCAAGCGUUACUUACAUUAAUACAAAGGUCUCAAAAGCCGUUAUAUUUCACCGCAAUGAAAUUCAGUUCGAUCACCAUGAAGACGUAUAGUUCUAUUCUCACUACUUCAUAUUCUUAUUUCGCGUUGCUGUACACUGUUUAUCGUAGUAAUUGA